Messenger RNA from Fopius arisanus, 965 nucleotides. RefSeq lists its product as uncharacterized. Lineage: Eukaryota; Metazoa; Arthropoda; Insecta; Hymenoptera; Braconidae. The record is from RefSeq and is a predicted model, not a curated record. The coding region runs from base 261 to 950 and encodes 229 amino acids. The transcript has a single exon.
UGACUAAAUAAACUAGCCUCUCAAGUAAAAAUUUAAAACUCAAGUGAAAAGAAAAUUCAGACACCUGACGCAAUGUCAUUAUUUAAAUUAUUCAAAUUAUUCGAAGACAAGUGGAAACUCAUUCGCUCGAGUCAUGCCAUAUUACCAGAAUUCUUACCGAUUUAACGAUCUCUUUCCUUCACCAACGAAAACCCCCAGAGAAUAAUUAAAAAAAAAUAAACGAAAAAAUCGUGAAAAUUGAUUCGUCAACGAAUUAAAAAAUGUCGUGCUACGACAGUCUCGACGUGCAGCUCUACCUCCUGGAGUUGACACUGGAAUCACUCCACCUCACCGAUGAAAAAGUGUACGAGUGUGACAAAAGACCGUUACUCGUAAAAAUAAAAUAUCUCGAUCUGCCAAUCUUCGUUCUAUCACCAAGAGACUUUGAUCACUUGUCACCAUCAGGUAACGAGACGAAAAACGGUAGUACGUUAUUCUCAUCAGGUAGAUCGUGCCUGUUUGGUAAAAUGCCGAAGUCACUUGUGCGUGAAAUGCAAACGGAGGAUCUUAAAAUCGGUGUAUUUUGUGUGAACGAGACUUAUCCGAUUGCCCAAGCAGCAUUACGAGUCUCAGGAUGCAUGUGCGACCAAAUUGCAAUGGCUGGAAAUGAUAAUGAUCACUUGGCAUUGCCAUUUACCAUGGGGGGUGAAUAUGGACUCGUUGAUCCAGGUGAAAAUCACUCUGGGAUCAUUAAUCUCAGGGUCAAGCUGACGUGUCUUGGAAAAUACGUAACAACUCAUUAUCAGAUGAGGGAUAAUGCAUUUGUAUUCAAAAGCGAUCGAGAGGUGGGGGAGUUUCUUGUUAAACCCAUUGUUCCAGGAGAUGAGGUGAUCAAGGGUGAAGCUCCUGUUGAAGAAGGAAUUGAGGUGAAGAGUCAGGAGAAGAUGAAGAAGAUGAAGAAGAAGAAAUGAAGAAAUUAACAAUUU